Molecule: messenger RNA, 1080 nt
Organism: Westerdykella ornata
Lineage: Eukaryota; Fungi; Ascomycota; Dothideomycetes; Pleosporales; Sporormiaceae
Exons: 1
Coding region: 246-980 (244 amino acids)
Source: RefSeq, a predicted model, not a curated record
CGAAAGCCUCGUUCUCUGUCGCUCUCGUUGCCACUUUCUAGGCGCGAAAGCCGCCUCGGAAAGUCCCACGGUGCAACCUGGGAACCGUCACCAUCACUGCGCUCUAUCACUGUAUCACGGAGCCCCGAGGACCGCCGCAGUUCCAGCAGCCUUUAAAUCCACGCUUGGAAUUCCAGCCGAGGCGCCGCAGUCCCUCAGUCUCCCGCCUCCACCACAACGGCCGGCCUGCAAGCGUUCAAUCUACCAUGCCCUCUGUUGUGCAGACGCAAACCCUCAACAACGGCAGCAUCGGAUUUUUGCUCAAAGACAACCCCCCAGAACCUGUCGUUGCCGGCUUCACUGCCGUCAACGGUCGAGCCACGCCGCCCUCGCCUCCCAGGUUGAACCCCAUCAACGGAAUGGCUCCUGCCUGCCCGCACAUGGUAUCGUAUUCGCACCAUUCUACGGGAACCCCACAGGAGCAGAGACCACUGCCUUCAAGCGAGCACUGGCAGUCAGUCCCAAGUGCUCCGCAAAGCAAGCACUCCUCCACCUCCCCUAUCCUCGUUGACGGUGAGCGCUCCUCGCAUAGCCCCAUCAAGAGGAAGAGAUCCGUUUCAGGGGAAGACGACCGCUCCACUUCGUCUCCCAUCCCUUCUCCCCAGCAGACCAGGCGUCGCGUGGGAUCCUACCCUUCCCCCGAGACUUCCCCUCCCAUGGCCAGCUCAGCCACCAUGGACCAGCAGCAACGCACUCUUCCCCCUAUCAGCCAGGCCGUCGCCGGACAUGACAAGAAGUGGUCCGUAGCCGAAGUUGAGGCUUCCAAACCAGUCCCCUAUCAAGAUCCUCAAGAACCUCAUCCCACUCCUCACUAUCAAACGCCCGGCCCAGCGACCAUUGACCACUCUCAACAGACGUCGCAAGUGUCAAGCACGACGGAGAUUACCCGUGCUGGUGUGCAAGUAGAUCCCAAGAAGAGGAAGAGGGUGAGUUCAUUCUAGCUAGUGCUUGCGGUGCCUAUCUAACGUGACGAAGCAAUUCGCCAAUCGAACCAAGACUGGCUGCGGAACCUGCCGGAGGCGCAAGAAGAAGUGCGAUGAG